UCCCAUGCACGCCAGCUCGAUCCGCGCCUGCCGGGGAGGGCGGGGCCGGGGGGAGGCAGGCCAGGCCGCGGCACUUCGAUCCUCCCCGACCCUCUCAGCGGCUGCCCGGGAUGGCGCCACGGCCCUGACGCCCCGCGACGCCCACAGGUGACGCGGGGCACUGCAGGCCGCCGCCCCUCGCCCCUGACCACCCCGCCCCAACGCCCUCCCCGGAGCCUGCACCGUGACCUUUGACCUUCCUAUCCCGAGGGCGGCACGGCACGGCACUCACCACCCGCGGGAGGACCAGCAGGACCACUGACUGAGGCGCCCCGGCCAGGUGUGGGUGUAAGAGGCAGCCAGUGUGUCAAGGCCUGAGGUGGGAUGACAGGGCAGCCUCAGUCCCAGCACCCAGGUCUGCCAAGCUGCUCCCCUGUCAUGGUGCCAGCCCUCCUCUAGGCCAUAUGCGUCCCUGCCACACUGAAGGCCAUGGCAGAGAGCAAGCCCAUCGUUCCCAAGACCCUGGAGGUGGUGGCGGUCGGGGAGGUGGAGGUGCGACCCCAGCUGGCCACCAUCACACUCAUCCUCUCGGCCUGCAAACAGUCACUGGAGGAGUGCCGGGCGUCCAUUGAUAAGCGGCAGCCGUAUGUGCAUCACACGCUAUACAGUAACCAGGCGAGGCGGGAGGACAUCACGGAGAGGGAGGAGUGCCAGAGCAACGUGUCGCACAUGAUGCUUACCGUCACCAUCAUGGCCACGUUGCCCGCCCAGUUUGUCCAGCCAGUCCUCUCCACCCUGUCUGAGAAGCUGAGUGAUGCCGUGGAAGUGGAGAAGGUGGUGUACCAUCACUCGUGGUCAGCCGUGGCAGAGGGCCGGAUGGUGGCCGGGCGGCGGGCAGCUCUGGAGGCCAGGCGGCGAGCGGCAGAGAUGGCUGCAGCGGUGGGCAGUGACGUGGGCCCCUGCCUCACCUUUACUGAAGAGGCUUGUGACCACCUGGCACUCUCCGAGGAGCCUGAGUGUCGUGGUGUUGUCCCCAGACCGCAGCGAGUGGUGUGUGGUGGAGACGCCCCUCAGGCUGCGCCACAGCAAUGCCCAUGCCCCCACCAUCAUCCAGAGCCGUGUCAAGGCUUGCUUUGCCCUCACUGGCGGGCUGCCCAAGAUCACUGCCGCAUGACACUCAUCACUGCCACACGCGGGUCCGAAGCCACGCCUGAACUCCUCCGCAGUUUGGGUUAGUCAAGUUUUUUGUUCUUCCUGUCGCUCCAUCAAUACCUCUGAUGCCUUGGCCCAUCAGCAGUGUGGUCAUGAUGGAGAGCAGCAAACUAUGCAUUACCUUUGAGGAGCAGAAGCAGCAGUAAUCCCUAAUGGUCACGGUAAUGGUGGAAACACAGCUAUAUGCAGAGUCUAGUACCUGAUGUUUGGGGCAGUGAUGUCUAGAGGCAUAGGAAGGAGGCACAGUAUUGGGACUGACGACCAAGGAGGAAAGUGGUGUUGGCGGCGGUGACCGUUGUAGAUAGUUUAGUGGAUCUUUAUUUUGUGCCAUCGUCUGAAGCACCGUGGUGUCAUGUUCUCACCCAGCACCGUAGGGUUGUCACACGCUCUCCUUGUGUUCCGAGAGUCUCAUUUUCUCGUUGGUGUUUUCUUGGUGCAUGUUCUCUGGCUGCCAGCAUGAGGGACCAGAGGAGUCUUAACACACACACACACUCUUUCCACUGCACAAUAAGGUUUAAAACACAGGGAGGCUCAGUCUAAGUGUAUUGGUGGAAGCAUUAGGCAAGACAACCCCCUCAGCCUUCCUCUUAAACUGUAUUACUCUUCUAUUUGAUGAUAACUCUGGCAGAUCUGCAUCCAAUUCGCUACAGCACUAGAAUUCCCGCAUAGGAGGCAUUAAUUUGGCUGGAGAGGGGCUUUUGUGGGCUUAGUAGCACCAGCAUUUAAAAAGUUUCCUAAAUUCUGACCUAACUUUGCAGAGGCUGAAGCUUUCCAUGCCUUCCCUGGACACUGCCACUGAUCUAGUCAUCCAUUCAUUCCCAAACAACCCGCUUGUGUAGGCGUUAGUCUGGAAGGUGUGCUAGCAGUCACUCAGCUGCUGCCUGCCCUGUCAAGAAAGAUGUGCUUGCCAGUUUGUGCUCACUCUUCCACUUAGUACUUACGUCAGGUGAAAAACACUUUCCUUGAAAAUUUUGGAUAGGUGCAAAAAUGAAAUAUUGCUAAAGUUUUAACAUCGAUCUUCAUUGUUAGUGUGACACGGUGGUCUAGUGGGUUAGAGAGCCAGGGCAAGUUCAAACCCCAGUGGUGCUGUGUGAUGCCAGGAAGGGCUUAAAGGUCUUAAACCCCCAAACAAUGACUGUAUAGGAACAUAGUUGAAAGCUGCUAAAAUAAAUCAGUCUUCAUUGUUCAUUCCUGUUGUACCUCAGCUUUAUCUUUCUGAGUGUACAUUGUUGCUUCCCUGGUGUGAGUGCUAAAUGGAGGAGUAUAUGAGGGGUGAGCACACCCUGCCACGUUACCUGUUGAUCACUGCCCACCUGUGUUCUGACGUGAGGUCAUGGUGAAGGUCGGCAGAGUGAAUGAUAGGAACACCAGGAUUACAUACUCCAAAAUCAGACACAAGAACAUAUAAUGUAUUUCAUAAAUACUUUUUUACAUUAAAAUAACACUGUAAGGACUCAGAAUACCAUACAAUGCAGAACUAAACAUCACAGUUGUAAUGUCAACACAUGUCAGAAAAGCUGAAUUCAUACACACGUGUGUGAUUAAAACCAAAUACACAGUUACCAUUCAUUCUACACAGCUAUUAAAAUCAAUAAAAAAAAUGUCCUCAAAAAUAAAUAUAUUUAUUCAACACAGGGAAGUGAACCAAACAGGCUAGGGCCACUGCACUGUGAGUGAGUGCACACACACACACACACACACACACACACACACACACACACACAUGCAAAUACAC
This is a messenger RNA of Eriocheir sinensis (Chinese mitten crab), 2926 nucleotides long. RefSeq lists its product as uncharacterized. The record is from RefSeq and is a predicted model, not a curated record. The transcript is spliced from 5 exons. NCBI's taxonomy places the organism in Eukaryota, Metazoa, Arthropoda, Malacostraca, Decapoda, Varunidae. Gene Ontology annotation, biological process: immune response; canonical NF-kappaB signal transduction. Bases 469 to 1215 code for a protein of 248 amino acids.